Messenger RNA from Fonsecaea erecta, 288 nucleotides. RefSeq lists its product as hypothetical. The coding region runs from base 1 to 288 and encodes 95 amino acids. The transcript is spliced from 2 exons. The record is from RefSeq and is a predicted model, not a curated record. Lineage: Eukaryota; Fungi; Ascomycota; Eurotiomycetes; Chaetothyriales; Herpotrichiellaceae.
AUGAACCAAUUUGCAAUGUUGCUAGCGCAGAGCACGCCUGUGGCCAUCGCAGAGUCGCGCCACUUCGAAGACACCUCCCGUGGUAGAGCAGUGACUGAAAAGAUCAACGACCUGCACGAGCACCUCACCAAAGUCCAAAUCACGGCGGCCCACCUCUGCGAAUUAGUCCGCAACAUGCAGUGUCCUGGCCACUUGGUCAAGCUUGACAACCGCAAAGUGAACAUUCCACCGCGGCAACACCCCCGAUACCCUUCUCCGGAUGCAAUUUCUGGCAGUCGAUUGGAAUAA